Molecule: messenger RNA, 5013 nt
Organism: Caenorhabditis auriculariae
Lineage: Eukaryota; Metazoa; Nematoda; Chromadorea; Rhabditida; Rhabditidae
Source: the annotation of a GenBank genome assembly
AUGUCCGAAGGCAAAUCUAGGAUCUGUCUGAAAGGACAAUCAAACUCUCAAUCGACUUCCGAGUGCAGCAAGGCGACCUGUCUAGUCGUAGGAGCAUGAAGAGAGGAAGGCCAGCAAGCGUUUCCGAAAGUUCAUCGACGAGCCUUCUAACCACCGGAAAAGGUUUGUCAGCCGACCUCCAGCUAUUGCGGUCCUUUCUCAACAUUAUUGGCCCUUGAUACUUUUUGUUGCCCUCUUUUCGACAUGAUCAAUACCGUGAGUUUUUUUAUAUUCCUUGCAAGACUAUUGGUAGAACAAUUUUUAUAUUUUCAUUUCGGUUUUCGAAUCUUUUGACUAAGUAAAUUUGUUGGGCGGCUGACUAAAAACAUAAGAAAAAAUUCUUAGAACUAGAAGUUGAUGAGAAAAUUCUUUUUUUGUGAGUUGAACAUGUUCGAAAUUCAUUUUUUUUUAAUAUAUUUCUUACGUUAUUUAUUCAGACACAUUUUCUUGUUAAAAAGGAAGUUUUUUGAAAAACUGUAUUUCAUUUUUUCCGAGGCCUUCCUCGAGAUGAUUAGUUCAGACUAACUUCCUUGCAUGUUGAUUCAAAACUUUUUCAGCCUGAUAAUUCUACCGACAAUCUAUCAGAAUGUAUGAUCGAGCUGACCAAAAAGGAAGCUUGUUACUCCUGGGGAGAAAAGAUACUCGGAAAGCUUCAUUUAAGAAUCUCCGAGGGCUCAAUAGAAAUAACCUCAUUACGCGUUAUGAUCCAUGGUUAUGCAAAGGUGAACUGCAAAGGGAAGGUAUACAUUGUUUCUCACUUUUUUGUAUGAAUUUCCGAUUAAGGGCAACGACAUGAUUCAAGAGAACUUGACUUACAUCAAGAAAUAUUCGGAAAUCGUUCAUCAACCUGUUACAAUAUCUGCUCCUGAAUACUCCUUCGCCAUCGAAGUAGGUUGUGGGAAUCACUUAGACUUGUUUUGAUACAUGUGGUCGCAUGAAGAAUGGAUCAACCCGUUUUUGUUGCGGAGUGAUAGAUUGAAAACGCAAACUGACUAUAGUCUCAACUUUAUCGCAACUGAAAAACUUUGAGCUAUUCUACAUGCAAUUAGAGUGUUUCUUGGAGUGCAGAAAUCGAAAAAGUAUUCAGUAUUCAGGAAAAACUGCCUGAUCAGAUACCUACCUCUAUAUACUGCUCAAAAGGGUACAUUCAAUAUCUAUUAAUGGCUACAAUGGAAUACAAAACUAACUGUUAGUUAGAAUAUAUUCACAUUUGCCAUUUUGGGAUGCGACCUGAAAAUUAAAUUAAGAUGGGAACUCGAGCGUUGUCAAAGCUGUCAGAGGGCUUACAGUUCUCGAAUCGAUGGAUCUUAAUAAAAUUCCAAAGUUUUACUUCGAAAGAAGAACUGAAUUCGAACAACGCAAAUUUGGGUGGUUUGCAUGCACCGGAGGCCAAAUUCGAUUGAGUUUAACCAUAGAAAGAACAGCUUUUGUCUGUGGCGAAGCAGUCAGCGUAAUAGGUUUUUCCUCAUCUACAUAAACCUUCAAGGUUUUUUAAAGGGAAAAUUGAAAACAAGAGCGUGAAUCGGAUUGAAAAAGUGUCGGCGGUCCUUCAACAAAAAAUCAAGAUCGGCUUAGAUGUCGAAAACGACUUUGGAAUGGUUUGCCUCCAAAAAUAGCAAAAAUGAAAAGUUUUUCAGGAUUCCGUGUACGACGUUUACGACGUGCAAGAAGACCUGCUUGCCAUGUACAUAGAAGAAAGUUGUGUGAACAAAAUCGACAAAAUGAUUCAUAUCCCUCCCGUGGCACCCAGGUGGGUCUUUUUCAUGAAGUGGUUGAUAGUCAAGACUGUACUUCCUUAUAUGUUUGCUCAAAAAUUUUUCAGCUUUCUGUUUUUAGUUUUAUUCAAGCAAGUGCAUUACGUAGAAUAAGGUAGUUUGUUGAAAAUCAACAGAAACUAUAUUAAAAAAAAUUUUUUAUUUUUUUGGCUUUGAGAACUUUUUAAGCUGCUCGUUUAUUGUUCCAGUUGUGACGCCUCAAAACAGAAAGCAUAAAGUAUCUGUCUGCUGAAUUCAAUUUCAAGUCUCAUUCUAACUAUCGACUUUAUCUGCAAAUUUGAAAGUAAAGUGUCUUUUUAGCACGCCCACUACCAGGGUAAUGAAUGGUCACCCAAAUGGAAACGCCAGAGCGACUCUGAGAAGAAAGUCUCAACUUGGACGACUAUCAUUGAGUAGUCAAAAGUCUUGCCUCUCAAUAUCUUCUGGAUCAACAUUGCAACGAUUGAUGAUCGUUUCCUACAGUUUCAAUUUCCGCGUCAGGACAGGAGGUAAAUAUUUUAUUAACUCACAAGAACACCUGCCUACCGUAACUUGGCUACGUUAAAAAAAGGUUCGAAUUUGCCAUAUGAUCAAAUUAGAUAGAAUCUGAUCAAAAAAGAUUUUUUUCGUGUUUUUGAUCAUAUAGUCGGUUUUUCGCGACUUGAAAGGGCGAGACUUUUCUGCGCUCUCCUUAACUCUCGACAACCCUCUCAUUUUUACGUACUGUUUUCAUAUUUCUCUGACCUGCCGGUGAGAAAACAGAGAGAAUCAGACACGGGAAAACUGUCAAGUCACGGCGGACGGACUAUAGCAGAAAAGAAUGUUCAACCGACUAUCAUAUGCCAUGUUCUUAUAUCUCAGAGAGCAGUUUCGAAAUGUUGAAUUGAAUUUGAAACCAAAUAUUCUCAGAUAAAUUUCAAAAAAACUAAGGUGUUGAUGUAAUCGAUAUUACCGUUCCGGUGGUUAUUGGAACUGUGCCCUAUGUCGAUUUUUUGAACUCCGAUGUCAGGUUAUGGAAAAAAACAUUACUAUUUCAUAUAUCUUCUGUUUGCAGCGACGACCCUCGGGAUAACCCUAUUUUCAAGUUCAGUAGGCAUGAUAAAGCGAUUUCUUUGCUGGACCAAAAAGAGAGAAGUCUCUCUAACAAAGCUCAAGUAACUUCAUUCAAGUAGGUUUUUGUUAAUUUCUUUUUUCAGCUGCAACAUCUCAACAAGUAUCCGUUUUAUGCAGAGCUUCCAACGUCAUCAAAGCAAAGCAAAAAACUAACCGUCGUGGCGAAUAAAAUUCGCACCGAAGCAAAAGUCAUGCACACGAUGCAAGAAAUUGUUAAUGAGGAUUUGUGAGUUUUCAAGAAUUCUAUUUUACAAACUCAAGAAAUAAAAAAAUUUUUCAGAGACUCUCAACCAACGAUUUCUUCUACUGACACAAUUUUUCAUAUCUUAAUUCAUCAGGAAACUUUGUAUUGUAAAUUUAUUUUUUUGAAUAAAACUUUGAUUCUAGAACAAAGUUUUUGAGCUACUUUUAUCGGCCACGCUUGGCCCAAUAUUGCAAACUCCUUGCUUCUCCAGAUAACCGUAAAAUUGAAAGAAAGACUACCAAUUAUUAAGUUGAUACGUAGCGUUUGGUUAAUUGUGUUGAGCAUCCCAAUUCGAAUUUUUUGAAAGUUAAAAUCGGCGUUCAUAGGAAUUCAUGUAAAGUAGCAAUAAAAAAGCAAAAAGUGUAAAAAAAAAUCGAUUACUACCUGAGUCAACGCGACCUGUAGAGUUUGAGACUUUAGACUUUUUUUUAGCCAAAAAAACCAUUUUCCAGAAUUUCGUCUUUUUACUGUAGAUAACUGUUAUGAAAAUUGAAAAAAGUUGUUGACAGGAAUGUAUAAAAUUCUGUGUCUUGGAAUUCACUGCAUGCAAUAAACUCGUCGCAGUGUUUUUCACCUCUUACCUUAUUUGAAAACUUUUUGCGGAUCUUAUUUCAAUUGCGAAAAGUUUGGCGAAAACAAGAAAUUUUCGAGUCAAAGUCGAGGAUACGGUAAUCAAAAGUACGCAAUGCGGAAGAGCGGCAAACGAACGCAGCACUGUGUUUGUCUUGUUAUUCUCAUUCGAGGGCUCAUCAUUGUUUUCUUUUCCAGCGCAAACUGUUUUUUUUUUUCAAAGCUUGUAUUUUGUGAAUCUUUAUGUUUUUUGCUUUCAGAAUAUAGAUCCUAUUUUUUCUUUAUUUCUGCACGCGUUUGCCUGAUAUUUUCUAGAAAUUUUUUUUAUUUGUCUUUUUUGCAGCUGUCAAAUGUUCAACGUAUUGAAGUUGCUUCUCUCGGUUUCUGUGGUUCAAAGCGUCAUUCCGCCGGAAUACGAAGAAAUUAGUGAGGAUUUUGUUUAGAAGCUAGUGAAAAAAUGGACGAGUCUGAAUUUUUUUUUUUUGCAGUAAAAGAGACUUUGCAGGUACCGAUCUAUUAAUUUUUACGGUUAAAUGGCCUCUGAGAAUCGCGUACUCCUUCCAAAUGCAGCCGGCUUAUCUGAUUGGAGCCAAAUUUGGACGACUGCACAAUCAUUCUCAUUAUGUUAGCUGAUCAUUAAUUGAUUCAAACCAAAAGUUUAUAGGACAUUCCGCUUCAAUAUGCGAAUCCGGGAGAUGCGUGUAGUCCCUUGAUCAAUGAUGUGUCGACCAAAACGAUCAUGCUCAUGGACCGGGGGUUUUGAACUUGCUAAAUCUGAGUUUGGAAUGAGAAGUUUCAGUAAUUGUCCUUUCAUCGACAAAGUCAUGAACGCUCAGAACGCUGGAGCUGUCGUUGCUCUCGUCACGGAUACAGAAGGAGGUCAGCCAAAAAAAUCGAAUUUCUAUGAAACAUGAUCUAGAAAAAAACAUUGCCUAAUGUUCUUAAUGAUUAUCAAUUUCGCGCUCCUUUGGCUGGGAAAUGAUUUCUUUUUCGGAAAGUGCAGCAACUUAAGGAUUUUUUUUCAAAUUUGAAAAUUUGAUACAAACUUUCAGGUGGUAACGACUACGUUUUCAUGCUGACCGAUACAACCCUCCGUCAGGCCGACAUUCCUGCUGCUUUUGUGAGCGGAUCCACGGGGUUUCCCAACUUGGGUGAACUGUUGCAAUAUUCUUUUGUAGACGAAUUCUGCGUCAAACCCUGAGAUCGGAAGACGUUCUGAUUGGCUCGAUUCCAACAACGAACGUGCACCCAAUUUUCGACCAUGUUCGGAAAGCGCCUUGGGAGGAUUGGUAG